AUGAUAAAUCUUGUUAUUGUUGUUAAAUUUCCAGGUAACUCCCUUCCAAUUCCACAUCAUGCGGAAGAGGACAUUUCAAAAGUAUUGUCUUUAGCGUCUGUUAAAACCAGACCUGAGGUGCACAGUAAUACCAAAGGAAUUGGCGCGGACGCUGGUGGGUCUAAAUACCCGAGAAUACAAAAGAACACUUUUCAAACGCCGGUGAAGCUUGAAAAUGCUGACUCGCGUUCACAUGAAAGAACAUCACAAAGAAGUCGGGAAUUUACAUCAGAGGGACUGCACUCAUUGUCACGGAAGAACAACACUGAAAGGAGUCUCUCUAAAAAGAUUGUGCGGCUUAUCAAAUUAAGAUACAAUAACGUGGCUACUGCAAUCGGCAGAAUAUUUACUGAUACCAAGCAUGACUUGGAUGAAGCAAGUGGCCUGGAUCAGGAAGAAAGGAACGACCACUCUACUACAGUCCCUGGUAAUGAUUACAAGUCUGACAGGUGGGGCAGUGAUCAUGAGGAUGACGACGUAGACGAUUCACUUCAAUCUCCAGAUGAUUUUCUGGAUGACGUGAAAGGGAAAGACGCUCCCGACCAAGCAACAAAUAACGAAUACGGUUUUGAACACUCUGGAGAUGGACGUGGUUUCCCGAGAGGACGCGAGAACGGUGAGCAAACCAUUGAGCUCCUGCCCUUCUAACCUCGUCCUCAGGGCUUUUUCUUUAAAAAAUGGGUGGGGCGGAGAGGGUCGAAUUUUGGGGGCCAGUUGUCCCCUGCCCCACCCAUUUUUUAAGGGAAAAGCCCUGGUGACGCGGUUGCUGCCCUUCCCAUUUUCCAAAGGAUAAUUCUGAAAACGAUGUUGAUCAUUUCUAUUCUGUUUUCACAAACUAUUUUUUUUUAUAAUAAUAAGACUGUGAAACUGUGAAAGGUUUGAACUCAGCCGAGUCAUUUCAUAAGUCGGUUUAACAUGAUCGUCCGGAUAAACGUAGUCCUGAAUAGGAUGUUCAUGACAAUGACUGACGUUUUGACAACCUGUGCGGUAGUCAUCUUCAGAGACAGAGUGAGUUGUAUCACCUCAGACCUGAUUGGUCCGAAGUCGCGACGUUAUUGGUCGUCUGUCAGCUAAGCCGUAAUUUCAUUGGUGUGUAAUAAUUAGUGUACACUUUUUGAACUCAUCUGCGGUGGAAAAUAUCAUCCAUCUAGUGUGAAGGACAUCGUCCCAAGGACUUUUCCCUGGUUAAAAUGUCAAUGGUACGUUUUAGAUAGAUACUUUUUCAAACCUUAAAUUUUUCCCAGUUUAACGAUGGGGCAGGUUGGCCUUCCUACUUUCUUUGUAUUAAUAACUGACGUUUGUGCUCUUAUAACUGAACUCGCACAAAUAACUUACAAUUUACUUUCCUCUUGUUCUAGUUGGAGGUAACAAAGAAGGCCACUCUUCUAGACAAAAGCGAGAGGAACCAGAAGGCGGAAGUCAUAAAACGAACAAGGAUGACCUGAAAAAGCGAUUUCAAAUGCCAGUUUCAGGAGUCCGCUGGACAGGUUUCUCCUUGGCUCAUCACACAAGCCGAGAUGGCGUUGCUAAUGCAAAGAAAUCGAAAAGGAAUAAAAAUGAUGAUGAUGAGGUUACCGGAUCAUUUACGCUUUUUCUUGUGUUUUCCGUUGCCAGUGUUCUGUUGGUGGUUCUCACGAUGGCAGUCUGUUUUAUAUACACAUGGUAA
Messenger RNA from Porites evermanni, 1705 nucleotides. Lineage: Eukaryota; Metazoa; Cnidaria; Anthozoa; Scleractinia; Poritidae. The record is from the annotation of a GenBank genome assembly.